Diuraphis noxia (Russian wheat aphid) is the source of this 3802-nucleotide messenger RNA. It is a transcript of the gene Uba1, whose product is annotated as ubiquitin-like activating enzyme 1. The record is from RefSeq and is a predicted model, not a curated record. Lineage: Eukaryota; Metazoa; Arthropoda; Insecta; Hemiptera; Aphididae. Gene Ontology annotation, biological process: protein sumoylation. Gene Ontology annotation, cellular component: cytoplasm; SUMO activating enzyme complex. Gene Ontology annotation, molecular function: SUMO activating enzyme activity.
UUAUUUUGUGGCCAUGUAACGGGCCUUACGAUUGGUCAGGAGAUGCGAUCCCGACGUCAGCAUUGCAGGCUACAAGCCCAUUCAGCUCCGUUCCUUUGUGUGGGUARGUAAACAACAAACGCCGGUGUCGAUCCAAGAUAACCCGAGCGCCUGCCGCCUAGACAGUCGACGCCAUUGGUCCUACGUACUAUUUGACCAUCUCGGCCGCUCAUCAUCCRUCAUUCCGUCGCUGUGACAAGCAGAGCAGGAGCAGCAGUGUAACACCGCCAUAGUAACGCAAUUCGAUAUCGCCGGUUACGACAUUCAGCGAUUAUAUUAAUUAUAAUAAUUCAACAACAAUUUUAAUAAUAUAAAUUAAUUUAUAUCUAUUAUUGUUAUUCGUCGCAGGGUAUUCCACGGUAGUUUAAUAAUAGUGAUAUUAUAACAUUUAUCUACUGCCGUUCGCCGUCGUCGCCGCUGCACAGUCGUCGUUAUCAUCGCGUCGAUUUUUUUUUUGCUUCUUUCCCCCCGACAUUGCGCACGAUCGUUGCGAGUGAAAACUUCAUUGGAUUCUCGUAACACAUUGCGACAACAGUGCGCGUAUACCGUUAUCGCCGUGACCGUAAACAUCAAAGGCCGUGCACUCCACGAUUAGUUUCUGUAUUGUCCGAUGUCUGGUGCUGAAGUACUAGACACCACCUGUGAACUGCCGGCCAAGAAGCGUAAACUGGCUUCCGGUGAACUGUCUACAGUAUCCGUCGACUCAGCGCCGAGGAAUCAGGUAACAAUGUCGAAUAACGGCGUGGAGGAGAUCGAUGAAGGCCUCUACUCUCGGCAGCUGUAUGUCUUGGGCCAUGAAGCUAUGCGCAAAAUGGCCACUUCCGAUGUGCUGAUCAGCGGGCUCGGUGGUCUUGGCGUGGAAGUCGCCAAGAAUGUCAUACUCGGUGGUGUCAAGUCAGUUACGUUGCAUGAUUCUGUCGUGUGCACCUAUAGCGAUCUAUCAUCGCAGUUCUAUUUGACCGAAAACGAUAUCGGUAAGAACAGGGCGGAUAUCAGUUGUCCAAAGUUGGGUGAAUUAAAUUCCUAUGUGCCCGUCAAAGCAUACACUGGGAUUUUGUCCGAAUCGUUUCUUAAACAGUUUAAAGUUGUUGUCUUGACCGAGACAACAUUAGACGAACAGUUGCGCAUAUCAGAAAUCACACAUCUGAACAAUAUCGCUUUAAUAGUUGGUGAUACUAGAGGGGUGUUUGCUCAAGUAUUCUGCGAUUUUGGUGAGGAUUUCAAUGUAAUUGACACAACGGGUGAAAAUUCAAUUUCUGUUAUGGUAGCUGGUAUUACUAAGGAAGAACAAGGGGUAGUUACAUGUAUGGAUGAGUCUCGACAUGGUUUCGAAGAUGGAGAUUAUGUAACAUUUCAAGAAGUACAGGGUAUGACUGAAAUAAAUGGUUGUAAACCAAAAAAAAUUACCGUCUUGGGGCCAUAUACCUUUAGUAUUGGUGAUACUACAUCCUACUCAGAUUAUAUUAAAGGUGGUUAUGUUACUCAGGUGAAAAUGCCAAAAAAAUUAAAUUUCAAAUCAUUAAAAAAUUCCUUAGCUGAACCAGAGUACCUUAUUUCUGAUUUUGGAAAAUUUGAUAGACCUUCCCAACUACAUCUAGCAUUUAUAACUUUUCACAAGUUUGUUUCUGUGAAUGGUCGUCUACCUAUUCCAUGGAGUUCUGAGGACGCAAAUGAAUUUUUAAAAUUAGCCAAAAGUAUAAAUACUGAUUCCAUUGAACUUGAUGUUGAUCUAAUUAAAAUAUUUUCAAAAGUUUGUGCUGGUAAUAUUAAUCCAAUGACAUCUUUUAUUGGUGGUAUUGUUGCUCAAGAAGUUAUGAAAUCAUGUUCUGGUAAGUUUAGUCCAAUAUUUCAAUGGCUUUACUUUGAUGCUACUGAAUCUUUACCAGAAGAAGUUACUGAAGAAGAUGCCAAGCCUAUUGGUAAUCGCUAUGAUGGUCAAGUCUCCAUUUAUGGACGAAAAUUCCAAUCCAUUUUGGGAAAUUUGAAAUAUUUUGUUGUUGGAGCUGGAGCUAUUGGAUGUGAAUUGUUGAAAAACUUUGCAAUUAUGGGAGUUGGUUGUGGUAAUGGAAAAAUCUAUGUCACCGAUAUGGAUUUAAUUGAAAAAUCUAACUUGAACAGACAGUUUUUGUUUAGAACUCAGGAUGUUCAAACAUCAAAAUCUGAAACAGCAGCUAAAGCAAUUAAACGUAUGAAUCCAUAUGUAAACGUAGAACCACAGACAAACAGGGUCUGCCCAGAAACUGAGCAGAUUUAUAAUGACACUUUCUUUGAAAAUUUGGAUGGUGUUGCUAAUGCUUUAGAUAAUGUUGAUGCUCGUAUAUAUAUGGAUAGACGUUGUGUUUUCUACAAAAAACCACUUUUAGAGUCUGGAACAUUGGGUACAAAGGGUAAUACACAAGUUGUAAUACCAAACUUGACAGAAUCCUAUAGUACAUCUCAAGAUCCUCCAGAAAAAAGCAUACCAAUUUGUACUCUAAAAAAUUUUCCAAAUGCUAUUGAACAUACAUUACAAUGGGCUAGAGAUUUAUUCGAAGGGCUUUACAAGCAAACUCCAGAAAACGUUAAACAAUUUUUAGAAGAUCCUACCUUCGUUGAACGUACAAAUCGUUUACCUGGACUUCAACCAGUUGAAAUUUUGGACUCUGUAAGAUCUUCUGUUGCAGAACGCCCUAAAAGUAUUGAUGAUUGUAUUGAAUGGGCUAGAAUGCACUUUGAAGAUCAAUUUACAAAUCAAAUCAAACAACUUUUAUUCAAUUUUCCACCUGAUCAAUCAACAACUAGUGGUCAACCGUUUUGGUCUGGACCCAAACGUUGUCCAAAACCAAUCAUAUUUGACGUAAAUAAUACAUUACAUUUGGAUUAUAUUUUGGCAGCAGCUAAUUUAAGAGCAGAAACAUAUAAUAUUAAUCAGAUAAGGGAUCGUGUCUAUAUUGCCAAUGUUGUGUCUUCGGUUAAAGUUCCUGAGUUUGUCCCAAAGUCUGGUGUAAAAAUUGCUGAAAAUGAUUCACAGAUAACUAAUGGAUCAUCAAAUUAUGAUCAAAGUAAACUAAAUAAAACUCAAAAGGAUUUACCACUUACAGAUUCUCUAAAAAACAUUAAAAUUGUUCCUUUAGAAUUUGAGAAAGAUGAUGAUAGUAAUUUACAUAUUGAUUUUAUUGUAGCUGCGUCAAAUUUAAGAGCUACAAAUUACGGUAUUCAACCUGCUGAUAGACAUCGAAGUAAACUCAUUGCUGGUAAAAUUAUUCCAGCAAUUGCUACAACAACGUCUGUUGUUGCUGGUCUUGUUUGUCAGGAAUUCUUUAAAUUAGCUAGAGGAUUGAAAGAUUUGGAAAAAUACAAAAAUGGGUUUGUAAAUUUAGCUUUACCAUUCUUUGGUUUUUCUGAACCAUUACUAGCACCAAAAUCUAAAUAUUAUGAUAUUGAAUGGACUUUAUGGGAUCGUUUUGAAGUAGAAGGAGAACUUACAUUAAAUGAAUUUUUAAAUUACUUCAAAGAUAAACAUGCACUGGAAAUCACUAUGCUUUCUCAAGGAGUUUGUAUGUUAUAUUCAUUCUUCAUGCCUAAAGCAAAAAGGGAAGAGCGUAUCAAUACUAAAAUGUCUGAAAUUGUACGCAAUAUAUCAAAGAAGAGGAUUGAACCACACGUAAAAUCAUUAGUUUUUGAAAUAUGCUGCAACAACACUGAUGGUGAGGAUGUGGAAGUACCUUAUGUUAAGUACAAUUUGCCAUCAGACUUCCAAUAUUAAAAGGUUAUGUGUCGAUGC